GUCCCCUCUCAUUCCUCCUUUCUAUAGUAUCUACAGAAAAGAUACACGCCACCAUGUCCAUCCUCUCCAUGGUCGAAGACCGACCCACCCCCAAAGAAGUCUACAACUGGCGCAUCUACCUCCUGGCCGCCGUGGCCUCCUGCACAUCAUGCAUGAUCGGCUAUGACAGCGCCUUCAUCGGCACCACCAUCUCGCUGGACUCCUUCAAGGCCGAGUUCCACUGGGAUGCCAUGUCCACAGCCACCCAGGAUCUCGUGAGUGCGAAUAUCGUCUCGUGCUACCAGGCGGGGGCGUUCUUCGGGGCGUUCUUCGCGUACCCGAUUGGGCACUUUUGGGGGAGGAAGUGGGGGCUGAUGCUCUCGGCGGUGGUGUUUAUGCUCGGGUCGGGGUUGAUGUUGGGGGCGAAUGGGGAGCGUGGGUUGGGGCUGAUUUAUGCGGGGAGAGUGUUGGCUGGGUUGGGGGUUGGGGCUGGGUCGAAUUUUACGCCCAUUUAUAUUUCGGAGUUGGCGCCCCCGGCGAUUCGAGGGCGGUUGGUGGGGGUUUAUGAGUUGGGGUGGCAGAUUGGGGGGCUGGUGGGGUUUUGGAUUAAUUAUGGUGUCGAGCAGACGAUGGCUCCCAGUCACAAACAGUGGAUCAUCCCCUUUGCGGUGCAGUUGAUCCCCGCCGGGUUACUGAUGAUUGGUAUCCUCUUGGUCAAGGAGUCCCCCCGGUGGCUGUUCAUGCGUGGUCAGCGGGAAGAGGCCAUUCGGAAUCUCUGCUGGAUUCGUCAGAUCCCGCAGGAUCAUAUUUAUAUGAUCGAGGAGAUCGGGGCCAUUGAUCAGACGCUGGAGCAUCAGCGGUCCACCAUCGGGCUCGGCUUCUGGAGACCGUUCAAGGAGGCCUGGACCAACAAGAAGAUCUUAUAUCGGCUGUUCCUGGGCAGUAUGUUGUUCUUCUGGCAGAACGGAUCCGGCAUCAACGCCAUCAAUUACUACAGUCCGACGGUGUUCAAGAGCAUCGGACUCAAGGGUAACAGCGCCAGUCUGCUGACGACCGGCAUCUUCGGCGUGGUCAAGACGGUCGUCACCAUCAUCUGGCUGCUUUACCUGAUCGACCGUGUGGGUCGACGUCUGUUGCUGCUGAUCGGAGCCGCUGGAGGGUCCGUCUGCAUGUGGAUUGUGGGGUCGUACAUCAAGGUGGUCGAUCCCACGCACAACACCAGUGAUCGUCUCAACGGGGGUGGUGUGGCCGCCAUCUUCUUCUUUUAUCUGUGGACGGCGUUUUACACGCCCUCCUGGAACGGCACGCCCUGGGUCAUCAAUGCCGAAAUGUUCGACCCCAACGUGCGAUCCCUGGCACAAGCCUGCGCCGCCGGAUCCAACUGGCUGUGGAACUUCUUGAUCUCGCGCUUCACGCCGCAGAUGUUCGCCGCCAUGGACUAUGGGGUAUACUUUUUCUUCGCCACUCUGAUGCUGCUGUCCAUCCCGUUCGUAUACUUCCUCAUCCCGGAAACCAAGGGCAUUCCGUUGGAAAACAUGGACCCGUUGUUCGAGACCAAGCCUGUGUGGCGCGCCCACGCGACGGUGUUGGCCCAGAUUCACGAGGACGAGGAACGCUUCCGCCACGAUUUGGAGGAGAGUGGUUAUUCGAAGGGAAAUGUUGAGCAGGUGGAGACUGCAUGAUGCCUCUUCUGCCUGCGCCUGCAGCAGUGAUGUAGUCU
This is a messenger RNA of Aspergillus ibericus CBS 121593, 1699 nucleotides long. Its product is annotated as sugar porter family MFS transporter. The record is from RefSeq and is a predicted model, not a curated record. Gene Ontology annotation, cellular component: membrane. Lineage: Eukaryota; Fungi; Ascomycota; Eurotiomycetes; Eurotiales; Aspergillaceae. Bases 54 to 1661 code for a protein of 535 amino acids. Gene Ontology annotation, molecular function: carbohydrate:proton symporter activity. The transcript has 3 exons. Gene Ontology annotation, biological process: carbohydrate transport; transmembrane transport.